Messenger RNA from Macrosiphum euphorbiae (potato aphid), 345 nucleotides. Lineage: Eukaryota; Metazoa; Arthropoda; Insecta; Hemiptera; Aphididae. The record is from the annotation of a GenBank genome assembly.
AUGGAAAUGGUUUUUGACGUUCUUCGGUCAAAUAGACCGAAACCGUUAAAUGGUUGCGAUUUCAAUAGCUUGCCGGUUCACAGACGGUGUACGUCUUUACCUAACAUGGCUGUGCGGACAAAUCCCGGGGCCAAUGUACCAGAGUUCGGAUGGAAAUCAAUGUCUAAUAUAACACCACCUGUUGUCGACGAUCUCCAGGAAAGUAAACAGAAACCGUCGGAAAUCGGUCAUUUCCUUAGUUUUCCGGUGCACAAAAGGUCUGUGUCGUUACAUAACAUGGCCUUGCUGAAAAAUUCCACAGCUGAAGCACUGGAGACCUGGUGGAAGUUUACGCAUAAUAUAUAA